Messenger RNA from Haemonchus placei, 291 nucleotides. The record is from the annotation of a GenBank genome assembly. NCBI's taxonomy places the organism in Eukaryota, Metazoa, Nematoda, Chromadorea, Rhabditida, Trichostrongylidae.
AUUUCCGGUGUCGUUUCAAAGGACGAGAAAAAGAGAGCUGGAUUGAGUUUCAGGUCAAAAUCGGAGGAUCGAAAGGAGAAAAAGACAGAGGAAAAAGAAAGGCUGAAGAGGGAGAAACGAGAAGAGAAAGAGAAGAUUACCCGAAGCCCCAAAAUGCCAAUUACUGCCAGUAUCCUCAGGUCGUUACGCUCAGCCGGUAAGAAGUUGGCACCAGCGUUCUUUCGACGAGGCGAAUCGAAGAUUCCGAAACCGUCAAAGGUAAGGUAUUUCUUGAGUGGAAGACCUAUGUAA